GCAAGAUCAAUAAAACACAGAAAAGUAUUUGAAUCCAAAACAAAUACAUAUUUGACUCGGGUCUCGUACCUUGCGAUUUACAUAUUUGAAGUGUCACUACCAGAAAAGUCAUCUGGAACGUUGGCUGUGUUUAUAAUUUAAAUAAAAAUAAAAAAUAAACCUUUCACCUGUCAUCGGCAACCGCAACACGUGCGGCCUGCUAUGAUUUCACCUUAUUGCCAACACUAAGCCAUCUGGAAAUGCAUGCUGUUUGCACUACAGUACCCAUGAAUCUUGUAAGAGCGAAAGAAACCGAAAGAAUACUUCCCCAUUUUCAUAAAAAAGACUUUGUUGAUCAAUUUACCUAAUCACCCCCCGCGUAUGCAGCAGGAAUAAUUUUUACACUUUCUGUGUACCAAACCUUAUACCAAAGCAAUAUACUCGGAGUGGAAAAUAAGCAAAAUAGAUCGACUGGAAAACUGCCAUUCUUUUGGUGGUCCCAUCAUAAAUUGUUCUCAUGUUUAUCAGCCUUUGGCUAUGAACAUACAAUGCAUUUCAUUUGAUGCUUUUUACAAUUCAGUUUUAAUGUCAGCAACAGUUAAGUUGCCCGUAGGCAAAACAGACUAUUGUGUAUCUGGGUAUAACGCCUUCAGUAUGGAAACAACUGCUUACAUUUUUUUUAUGAGAAGGUUGUGGAUUGUUGCUGUUUAGAACAUGACAUAUUCUCGGAGGUAUAUUCAUCCAGUUAUCCAUAUACCUUACUUUAUUUUGUUGUUCCAAGAAAGACGUGCUGUAUGUUUACAAUCGGUCCAUUAUGAGUCACUGGGAGCGAAUGUUGUAGAAAACGGGAACAAUUUGGUUCAGAACCAUACUAAAAAUCGGUCUGCUCUAAGGAGAACAAAAAUAACAUUUUCAGUGCACAAAGGUCGCUUAGUUAUCAGAGAAGGGACGUAGCCUGCUAACCGAUAGCCAGCGAACCAUUUAUACACGGGUUGGUCACCAAUCGCCUAUAGUUGAGUGAGUUAAUGGAACAGCCCGGCCUUGUGCGCACGUAUGUGAAUUCGAAAUGCAAACAGGAAAUCUCAAGUCAGACCAGAUUCCUAAUAUUCUGCACAUUUAGACUUUUUGGAGUUGCCGCUGUAAAUUCGGUAAAAGAUAACCACCAGAGGGCAUAGUGGAUUUUGAAAUUGCUAAAUUGGCUCGGAAUGAGUGCGCGCGAUUUACAAAUUGCGUCGGUCCUGGAAGGGUUGGUACAUAUUGGGAUUGGGGGUGGGCGGUGCCGGACCUUAUAGGGCAAUUUAUAGCUACUAUACCGUCAAGUUGUGAAGUUGAAUUUAUAGAAGCGAUUCGUGUGUUGUCCUGCGCUAAAGUCAAACCUGCAACAUUUUAGUUUCAAACCCACUCGCUAAUGUAGCCUAUAUUGAACAACUUGCAAUAAUGAACAUCUGAUGCGUCUUCGAUCACCUUAUUCCCAUUGCACACAAUGCACAGGCUUCCUCGACAUCAGUUUUGCUUGCGAACAAAACAUAUGAUUCACAUUAAUUGUUUGCGUGCCAUUGAUGGAAGGACAGCGCGUUGUAUUGUCAGUCUGAUCAAUAAUGUAUUUUACUCGGGGGUGAUUUUCCAUUGUCACAGCACCGUAGCAAAAGAAGAGCACACACAGCUUAGAAAUUGUACCCCUUGCAUCUAAUGAUCAACGUGACAUUUCAUUUAUUAUUUAGAUCCGUGGGGGGUUCUUGUUUCGCCACCCCUCAACACAACUUUUCCAUUUAGUGUUCUGGGGACCUUUCGGCGGAAGACAUCUGUAACCUGCGGACAGUGGUGUCUUAUGUUGUCUACAACGCGCAUUUGGAAACAUAUCCCUUCGAUAGUUCUGUAAGGGUAAGUAGGUAUACCUACUCAUAUGUGAAUGAAAAUCUUUGAGUCUGUUGACACUGUAACAGUGAGCUGAGCUGCAGUGCGAUUAUAAAACACGGUGGAAUACCAAACAUUACUUAAACACCCAGUCAGGUUUAUAUUGUAUAGGAAGCACAGUUAUGUCCGUUCGUCGCAUUUAUUUCACCUAAAUUACUUGCGUGGCUGGGUGUCAGAGCGAUUGCAGUUCUUAAGUCCUUUUAGAUUAAAACUACUUUUAUUGUUUGUGACCGAUAACAGCUAAAUAUAAAAUUGAGUGGAGAAUGCACCUUGAUUCGCUGGGCAUAAAUCCCAGUGUUUUUUAGACCGAAUAGUCUACACGACAGUGGACAUUGUAGCCUAAGCAGCUACUGCGUGUGACUGCCUGUAUGACUGAGCUGUGCUACAUACGCCAAGACCUGCCGCUCCCAUUGCGCUGAUCUCUUUUUAAAAAAAUACAUAAUGCAUUGGCAUCACUGGAUCCGUUGGCAUUCCGUCACAAUUUCCUCGCGGAAGUACUGCUCUCCUGUACAGUGACCCACCUGGUGUACAACUAACCUUCCCACGGUGUCUCAACAAUGACCGGUCGCUGUACUCUGCAGUAGCCUAUUGUAAGGAAGUUUAGUUCCUCACUGCGCACGUAACGUCCUUUUUGCAGACAUCCGUGCCAGAGGGCAAAUAUUUCUCCCAGGGAAGGUGGGCUCCCCUUACGACAACUGCCUCUGUUUUGAGUGAGACAUGAAAUGUGAGGCCUCCUCUGUGGUUGGUUGUGCUCUUCAAAAGAUGCUCAGCGUCCUCGCCCUUCUGUUCGUCGGCCACUCUCUGGCCGUGGGCUCCAAACGGUGUCCUCCCGGCUGCCUCUGCUGUGAUUCCUCAGACCUGGUGAAGUGCCGGGCCAAAGGCUUUGACAAGGUGCCCCAAGGCCUGCCCCAUGGCACCUGGUUCCUGGAUCUCGGGGCCAACGACCUGGUGAAACUGGAGGCCAACGAUUUCGACCACCUGUGGUUCCUCAAGGUUCUGGUUCUGUCCAACAAUAGACUCAAGGUCCUACUGAGCAAGGCAUUCUGCAACCUGUCCUUCCUGGAGAGGCUUGACAUGAGCGACAACAAGCUCCGGCAGCUCCCCCCGGACUUUUCCGAGUGCCUGGGUGCUCUGCGGGAACUCCGGCUGGUCAGGAACGUCCUGGAGCACCUGGAGCCUCCCUGCCUGAAGAAGCUGGAGAGCCUGGAGAAGCUGGACCUCAGCUACAACCGCUUACGGACCGUGGCGCCGGACGCCCUGUGGGGGCUGACCCGCCUGCGCCACCUCUAUCUCCAGGGCAACCAGCUGACGACGCUGCACGACGGCAGGCUCACCAUGCUGCUGAGCCUGGAAGUGCUGUUGCUAGGCAACAACAGCAUCUCUGAGAUCGAAACCGAAGCCCUGGUGUCCCUGCCCGGCCUGUCCUUGCUGGGCCUGGAGGACAACCGGCUGGGCCAACUCAAGUUCAAGACCUUCCACAACCUGCAGACGCCGGGCACGCACCUGCGUCUCUCCGGCAACCCCUGGAGCUGCGACUGCGACUUGCACCACGCCUUCAGCAAGCUGCAGAGCGUGCGCCACCUGCACGUGGACGACUACAAGCAAGUCACCUGCCACGAGCCCGCCCAGCUGGCCGGGGAGCCGCUGGCCAGGGUGGAAAGCCAGCUGUGCGUGGCCGAAACCGCCACCGUCCUGGUCAUCACCAUCACCGUGCUGGUCACCGUCAUGGCUGCCAUCGUCAUGGCCGAACGCAACCGCAAGAAGGGCUGCGAGUCCGAGUCUGAUUCGGACUUCCAGGAGAAGUGACCGUACUGGGGACCUCGUGGUUUCAGGGGAGCAGGGAAUUGCGUCGCCAAAUCGGCGUUGACAGUCACAGGACUUAGGCAACCAGACCCUUACUGCAUCUUUCUUCGGCUCUUGCUGUGACUCUGGACUGAGCCGUUCUGAAGUGGCUUCCUGGCUUGCCAAGCAUUUUAAUUAUUUAUUUUUUUUAGGUUGUGGAAUGUUCUGUUCUCAUGGCUUUGUCAGGUUUUCUUCCAUUAAAAUGUGAUAAUAGA
Molecule: messenger RNA, 3950 nt
Organism: Anguilla anguilla (European eel)
Lineage: Eukaryota; Metazoa; Chordata; Actinopteri; Anguilliformes; Anguillidae
Product: slit homolog 2 protein-like
Exons: 3
Coding region: 2611-3699 (362 amino acids)
Cellular component (GO): plasma membrane
Molecular function (GO): protein binding
Source: RefSeq, a predicted model, not a curated record